Molecule: messenger RNA, 1737 nt
Organism: Baudoinia panamericana UAMH 10762
Lineage: Eukaryota; Fungi; Ascomycota; Dothideomycetes; Mycosphaerellales; Teratosphaeriaceae
Exons: 7
Coding region: 264-1577 (437 amino acids)
Source: RefSeq, a predicted model, not a curated record
AUGACGCGUGCUACCUACGUGCUGAUUGACGUUUCUAGUUCACACUGAUCGAGUCUGACAAGAAUGACACCGUCCAGUGCAACCACUGCAAAGUUUGGACAGGCAACAACAAGACUCUCAAUCGCAAGAAAGACCACCUGCUCAAAUGUCCGCAGUAUUUGGCCUGGCGUGCGGCAGGUCACGGCCAAGAUCUAUUGCCUGCUAAUACAUACAACAAGCGCGACAGCGAUAAUUUGCAGGGCGACGACGUUCUUUACAGCUCCAUGUAUGGCGCGGUGCCCCCUGGCGUUAGUCAACCAACUCCGACCAUGACCAAAAGCCGCACUUAUGAUAUCGCCAAGUCAUUCGACGAGUUCUGGGAUGACUCAGCUUCGCAGAAGUGCAUGCGCGUACGAUGUCGAUAUUGCGGUUUCGUGCGCGCGAAGAACACCACGCGGCAGGUCGAGCAUCUUGGCGUCUGUCACGAGUUCCUCAGCUCGACUGAAGGACAGCAGGCUCUGACGAAUGGCGAUCUCAUCCCAGUAUCGAAUGAUCAGUCACCGAACAAUGCGAUCUGGCGUGGUGGCGCUCCGAAUCCGAACAUUCAAGCUGUUGCCCGCAAAGCCCAGGCUCGUACCAGCAUGGGACCACCUCCGGGCGCUCCUCCAUCCAAGCCUCAGCCUUCACUCGCCAGUCACCUCGUGACUAAAAUGGCGGAAGCUCUGACAUCGGCGACGCGAAAACCCUUCUUGUCCCAUGCGGGUUGCGGCACGCUUCCGGCGACUGCACUGAAUCAGUGGCUAUCUCAAGAGAUACACAUUUCGCGUGCUCUCGUCUCGUUCGUAGGCUCGUUGAUUGGCAAGAUACGCGUACCGGAGACGAGUGACUUAACUCGCGACCCGACCUUUCGCGCUCUUGAUCUCCUAUGCUCUGCGGUCAACAAUAUGAAGAAGGAGCUCGAGUUUCUUGAAAGCACCAAGGUCAAGUACAACUUGCAUGUUGAUCCUCAGGAACCACUCCCAGCUACAAGGGGCUUCAUCGACCUAUUCGCAAGCGCUUCUUCGCCGCAGAGCACUCUGCUGGAGGGUCUAGUGGUACUAUGGGCUACGGAGCAUUGUUUCUGCACCUCUUUCCAAUACGCUGGCACGUUCAAGGCCACCAUGCCUGCAUCGUCAAGCUAUUCACUUCCUUCUUAUCUCACGCCAACGCAAGGCAGCGAAUCGGCGAUGUACUCUUCAACGCAUUCCGACAUUGAAAGCCAGCACACUGCAGCACUCCACGAGGCCUUCAUCCAGAAUUUCACGUCCGCGAACUUCGUACGUUUCGUUUCUGCGUGUAAGUCGAUCGUAGAUGAGGUUGCCAACGCGCAAACGAGUGGCAAUGGAAGGAUGGAGAUGCUCAAUUGCGAGCGCGUCUUUAAGCAGGCUGUCUGGCUGUGGGGUCACAUCUGGCCGGACGUCAAUGGUCCUGAUGACGGCGCGGACAAAGCCCUUACCAUCGAAGACGACUUGGAUACUGAUGCCACGGUUGGUUCACCCUAUGGCGGGACAGGCCUCGCUGCAAUUGCUGCCCAUAAUAGAGCUUCGAUGUCCGUGUAGUCAGUCGGCACGUUCUACCGGAUAAGUCUGGUUACUCCACCACGUGGUUCGGUUGAUGGCAUGGACUUGAAGGUGCGUUGGAGGCAAGCAGCCGCACGAGUUGACGUAUUUCGAUACCCUUUGGCAUACCAUGUACUUUCGGUGCCACAAUCGUGGCGUU